Messenger RNA from Seminavis robusta, 1176 nucleotides. The record is from the annotation of a GenBank genome assembly. NCBI's taxonomy places the organism in Eukaryota, Bacillariophyta, Bacillariophyceae, Naviculales, Naviculaceae.
AUGAACAACACCAACUCCUUUCAAUUCGCCGAUGCCACGGUUCCUUUUGUGUAUGAUGGAAGGGACCGCAUGGUUUUGCCACAGCAAUACUCACCAGGUAUCGAUGUUGUGAUCAUAGGACGAGGCAAGAAAGUACAACAGCAUCCAGCCAAUAUCAGAUUCCGAGCACUUAUCCAGUCGCAACUUGAAAACUAUUCCAAUGCCGCAACCAAAGGACUCAAGUCCAACAUCCUGUGGCGUGUCUUGAAUGAGGUGCGAAGCUACAGUGCCUCUCGAUUGGGCUUUGUUAAGCGUGACACUGAAACAGGAAGAUGGUACGCCAUUGAAGAUACAAGUGCCAAAAUCAACAUCUCCCAGGCAUUUCGUGAUGGCCUCAACACCUACAAGAGUUCCAAGAAACACAAGCAAAAGAAACGGAAACAGUCACUUGACGACGAGAAGAAUGAAGGCUCUCAGCUGGAAACCAACAUGUUUUCUACUCUCGAGCGGUUCGAUAACCAACUGGAAACGUCGCCACAGAACAAGCGGGUUCGUGUGUCGCUCAAUCAACGCAUCACCGAAUCAUCGGAACCUGCCGAUCACACUAUUGGUCGCCUAGGUGCUACCAUGGACCGUCUUCGCAACUUCUUGUCCAGUCAAACUGCGAUUCCAUUGGAGACUGAAUCCAACCAGCUGCGUAUGAGUCUUAAGGAGAGCGAGAAACCUGAUUCGUGGGAUACAUUCUCCAAACUCUGCAACAAGUUUGGAAGCCAAAACAAGGUGAAUGAAGAUCCCUUUGAACCAAUGCCACUCCCAUCUUCUGCACAAACUGCCACAGCAGCCGUAAGCGCACCAGCCACAGCCAGGGCGAAUGCUCAUGAUCAAACAGCUUCCAGACGCAACUACUCCUGGGAUGAACCUGAAUCCCCGCGAUUUGCCAUGGCGGAAAUGGUCGAACGGACCAAUCCUCCGGACCCUCUUUCCAUCAAUUCCGCAAUCUUUGAUCCUGUCCCUUGCAUGCAAGAAGCCAUGUUGCCUUCCGUUCUCUCCCUGAACACGCUGGCGCUGGCCGAGUCGGACGCUCUAGGAAUGACUUCCUUUUCAUCGCUUUCCGACAUUAGCGACAAACAGGAUCUGCAAGAUAUUUGGGAUGUCUGCAGGUCCAAGCAACGGUCCACGACGACAUGUUCAGUGUGA